UCAUGAGACUAGGCAACCCUGCGUGACGGUGAUGGAAUCCCACUGUCGCUCCGGGGGCGGGGCAGUGUGCGAGCGAAUGUGGUGGGUGUGAGUGGCACUCAAGCGGCUCCUGGCAAGCAAAGCUAAAACCAUUUUCUUUUUCUCCUCGUUUCCUCAAAUUGAUUUAACCUGUCAUAAGAUGAACCCUAAGUGAGAGAGGUGACUGCCUCAAGCACAGCAGUGUGGGGGAGUCUGUCCAGCCACGCACAGGACUUACGGAGUGACGGCGCGGCACGAUGGGCGUGGAGACGUGGCUGCUGCUGGCGACGGUGGCGGUGCUGGCGUGGCUCUACUCCAGGUGGCGCCACAGCUACUGGGCCUCGAGGGGCGUGGCCUCGCCGCCAGCCCUGCCCUUCAUCGGACAUUUUCACAAAUCGAUUUUCAUAAACAAGAAGCCGUGGGAGUUCCAGACUGAGUGUCGCAGCAGGUUCAGGGAGCCGUCAAUGUGUGGCCUGUAUGAGUUUUUCAAGCCUGCCUUGAUGGUCUGGGAUAUUGAAAUGUUAAAGCACAUUCUUGUUAAAGACUUUGAUCACUUCACUGACCGAAGACAAUUCAAUUUCGAUAAUGCUGCCCAGGAAAGAGAUAAAAUGAUGAUGGAGAUGCUGUCAGUAAAGAACGGUCCCCAGUGGAAGGGUCUGCGGGCCAUCAUGUCUCCCACUUUCACCUCAGGCAAGAUGAAAAGUAUGUAUCCUCUGGUGUGCGAGAAGGCCGAUGCUCUGGUCAAGUUUUCGAUGAACCAAGCAACCAAACAGCCUCACGUGGACAUGAAGAAAAACUUUGGCCGAUUCACAAUAGAUACAAUUGCAUCUUGUGCGUUUGGUCUUGAGUGCAAUUCUCUGGUGAAUGAAAAAGCCGAAUUCCCUCGUAAGGCAGACAUCUUUUUCAAUAUGACAGGGUUAAGGCUUCUGAAAUUUGUAAUCGUGAUGGUUGCUCCUAAAAUCUUAAGAACCUUCAAUAUAAGCGUAAAUCCCCCGGAGGUAGACUUCUUCAUCAACGCUGCGAAAGCGACCAUUGCAGCCAGGAGGGCGGGGCAGAAACGCGGAGACUUUCUGGACCUGAUGCUGGAGGUGCUGGAUAACCCCGACAAUCCGGACAGUAAACACGUGUUGAGCGACAUGAGUCUUGUGGCCCAAUGCGUGCUGUUCAUCAUCGCCGGCUACGACACCACCGCCUCCUUGUUGGCCUCUUCCUCCUUCCUGCUGGCUAAAAACAAGGACGAACAGCAGCGCCUCCGAGACGAGGUGCGGCAGAUCGUGGCCGAGCACGGCGACCUCACCUACCACGGCAUCAUGGAGAACAAGCUGCUCGACGCUUGUCUACAAGAAACUCUUCGUCUCUACCCACCGGCUACAGGGUUGGAACGUUCGUGCACCAAAACUUACACGUUGCCUGGUACUGACCUGACCCUCGAGCCCGGUGACCUGGUGCAAGUGCCAGUCUGGGGCAUCCACCACGACUCCCGCUACUGGCCAGACCCCGAUGCGUUCAUUCCAGAUCGCUUCCUGCCUGAGAACAAGAGCAACAUACAGCCCUUCACCCAUAUCCCCUUCGGAAUGGGGCCCAGGAACUGUUUAGCCAUGCGGUUUGCCCUGAUGGAGGCCAAGGUGGCGCUGGCCAAGUUGCUGCUGGAGGCCGAGCUGGAGCCGGCGCCGGGCCACGAAAACCUUGUUGUGACAAAUGCAGGAGGCCUACUGCGUCCAAAAGAUGGAGUGAAGUUGCUGCUGAAGCCACUCAAGGAAGAGUAAAUCACAACAUGAGCAUUUUGCCAGAUAGCAAUUGGAACACUACUACUACCACAUUAGGCCUAUUCAAAUAUACUACGGCAAGGCUAAUAAAAGCUCAUAAAGAAUCGUGCUUAUCUUCCGUUAUUUUUCACCAAUACGCACAAUCACUUCACCUAACUAUAAUCGUUUACUGCCCAUACAUUCCAUUACUCAAAGUCCUAUUGAUGCAUGCACGAAAUUUAUGACUACUAUGUAUUUCAAGGCCCGCGACAUAUCGUUUUAUUGCAAUAGCGUCUGAACUAGGUUGCUGAUUGACAUGGCAUUAAAACACAUUGUGUUUCAGACACCGACGUAAUUAGGAAAAAUAUAAGCAAGUAUCUACUCUGCUUCAUUAGGGUAGUUGUCUUAGAGACAUGCCAUCAAAAUUUGAUCGAAAGGCGAGUCAUCAAAAAGGCAAAUGGCAACUGGGGCACUGGGAGCGGGCUGAGGUGUAUCUACCAUGACGUAUGGCCGUGACGUGUACUCUUGCCACGCCCUCCAAUCAUUGACUACUAAAUAAUGUAAAACGUGCACUGAAAUAUAUUGCUCUGUGAUGGAGUUUAAGGAUACUGAACCGUGCUUGAAUGAAUUCAUAUUCGACCUCAGUUGAGGCUAUUACCCUAAUACAAUUAAUUAGCAGGAAUCGGCGCCUUCCCCGACGUACAUCAUUCACACACCCGUCAGCAAUAAACAACGUCCCAACAACGUCGUUUCGACGUGGUCUAUUUACGAUGGUCGUAACGUAGUCUGGCAGCGCGACAUUUUCUAACGUUGGGAUUCUACGCUCUGCAACACACCGGAGCUACGCCAGCACGCCCUCAGAGCCAUCUCUCAGGUCACCGAGCUGGACAGCGCCGUCUACUUCACUGAUGGGUCGGUGGAUCCGGAUAGCGAAAGGACCGGCGCCGCCUUCGUCACGGGUGGUCUGGAGAGGGCGUGGAGAACAUCAGACCACUGCUCCACCCUCCGGACGGAGCUGGUGGCCAUCCUCCACACCCUGCAACACGCCCAGCUCCGCCGGGAGGCCACUGUGGUGAUCCACACGGACUCGCGGACGGCGCUGCAGACCCUUCAGCGGACCCAGCCGAGGGACAACAUAGGCCUCACCACCGCCAUCGGCCCGGAUUCAUCAAUCUUACCAGCCACGCCUCCGGUGUCUCUCACAUUUACGGGAGCGCUACCAGAGCUGCGGCAUCUUUGAAACACGGGAUUCAUCAACGGUAUGGUAACGCUCCGGUAACUCGUAUCCUAGCAACGAUUGGUUGGGCUGGAUAGCCAAUCACGUGCAACCUUUGAUGCUGUAUUUCAGCUUUCACGUGUCGUUUGUUUACUAAAACACAGACUUCAAAAUCAAGACAUGUGUAUUGUACAGGCGUAAAUACUGCCUUAAAACAAAUAAUUAGCGUUGUAAUCCCUCAAUUAGAUGCGUUUUUUACGAUUGAAUGUACGUUAUCUCUAUAUUUAUCCUUGAAAUAAAAAUAUACUCGAU
This is a messenger RNA of Eriocheir sinensis (Chinese mitten crab), 3291 nucleotides long. RefSeq names its product cytochrome P450 3A41-like. Gene Ontology annotation, molecular function: heme binding; monooxygenase activity; iron ion binding. Bases 276 to 1784 code for a protein of 502 amino acids. Lineage: Eukaryota; Metazoa; Arthropoda; Malacostraca; Decapoda; Varunidae. The transcript has 8 exons. The record is from RefSeq and is a predicted model, not a curated record.